ACUCAGCAGGGGCGCGCUCGCUCCUGUCUUCCCUCACAGGGUGGAUGUGUUCAACAUGGUUUAUACCGAAAGAGGAUCGACCUAAUGCAAUUCCUCACCCAUCAAAUGGUUAUCACACAGGGAAUGGGGAUGCAGCUGAUCAUUUCCUGGGUGAAAUAGGUUUUAUUAGCACAGUCAGGUACACACUGAGACAGGGUAGACGUGUUGCUUUUAAUUAAGCGAAUAUGGUGUAAAAGCAAAGAAGCAGAAGAUCGGGAGUGAACAUUAUGUAUUGCUAUUGAUACAAACAUAAAGCGGAGUUUUAUUUGAUCUAUUCCGUCUGAGACAACAGCCGCUGUCUGCUGCGCAUGCGAGUCACAAGCUCACACAAGCAGAAAAGUUGUAUCCUGUGUGGAGGGAAACUAACACUGCACUGUGCACACUGCUGCAGCGAGCCUCGUUUCAUUGCCGCCCAAAUAAGAAGACAGCGACUACAAACAGAAAAUAACAAGCUCCAGACCACUGACCGACGGGCAGCCCAGGAUUGUAAAACAAGCCCUCCGACCAACAGUUAAGGAGCUAACGAAAAUAUCGCAGAAGCUAAAGAGCUAAAGUGAAAUGGCGACGGCAAUAUACUUGGAACAUUACCUUGACAGUAUUGAAAACCUACCAUGUGAGCUUCAGAGAAACUUUACUCUGAUGCGGGACCUGGACAAUAGGACUGAAGAAAAGAAAGGAGAGAUUGACAAACUGGCUGAAGAGUACAUUGCCACUGUGAAGAACCUGGCCUCAGAACAGAGAGUGGAACACCUGCAGAAGAUCCAAAAUGCCUACAGCAAGUGCAAAGAGUUCAGUGACGACAAAGUCCAGCUCGCAAUGCAGACAUAUGAGAUGGUGGACAAACAUAUCCGCAGACUGGACGCAGAUCUGGCGCGAUUUGAGAAUGAGCUAAAGGAGAAACUGGAAGCGAGCGGCUACGAAAGUACAGAGGGAAGAGGAGUGAAAAAGGGUGAGUCCAAGGGGUUGAGAGAGAAGCGUGGAUCCAGGGGAAGAGGACGGAAAGGUUCUGAUGAAGAUUCUCCCCGAAAGAAAAAGAUCAAAAACAGCCCAGACUUGAGUGACGCUCUGCUGCCUAUGCAACCAUCAGAUGUUUUGGACAUGCCAGUCGAUCCCAAUGAGCCUACAUACUGCCUGUGCCAUCAGGUGUCAUAUGGAGAGAUGAUUGGAUGCGAUAACCCAGACUGUCCGAUUGAGUGGUUCCACUUUGCUUGUGUUGAUCUCACCACAAAACCCAAAGGAAAAUGGUUUUGUCCGAGGUGCACCCAAGACAAGAAGAAGAAAUGAGAUUUCUUACCUUCAGAAGUACCUAACUAAUAUAUGUAUUUUUGGUGUAGUUUAAUAAUGUAAUAUACUGUGUAUACAUGUAUAUAUAUUUCAGUUCCUAUAACUCUCCAUAGAAAUGGUGGGCUAUUUUAAAGGCCUACACCGGAUUCAGAGUAUAGCUACACGUGUGGCACCAUUAGAGCCCUCUUUAUAGAUGUUAUUCUGCCUGUGUCACUGGACAGCUCUCUUUGUCCAAAAGCUCUAAAAUAAUUGAUUCAUCUGUAUAUUAUUUGUGUACUCUGGGUAAAUUAGUCCCGGCAGUGGAGAAAAGUUGCACAAAUUAUUACCAAUCAGAAAGUCCUUCCUCUCAAGUCAUAUAGUGUAUAUAUUGUUAGUACUAACAUAAAUCCUGGACUGUGGCUUUAGCAUACUUGAAAUAUCAAUUUUAUAAAGAUCUAUUUUUUAAACAAAUUAACAGCCUGCUGAGAAUUUACAAAUUGAAACACCUAAAUCCUUACCAAUUGUUGGUGGUAAAAGGAAUUAUGUGUCAGAUUUUCAGUUACCUACCUCCUUAGGGAAUACAUCAGCACUGCAUAAAUGACUGCAAUUGAUACCAGUGUAAAAAAUGCGUUUUGAUUAGCUUAAACCAAACAAGCAAAGCAAUGUAAAUUCAUUCGUUAUUGAGUUUUAAAAAACAAAAACCUGCGACAUUUUUGAAUGUAUUGUGGUACUAAUGGUCAGUCAGUCAGUGUCUCUGAAUGAGGUAUUUAAGCACUUUGAAUGAAAUUUCCCCUGAAGAGGUUUGAUACUGCAGGCUUGGUUUUAUGAUAUAGUUUCUCAUUUAAAACUCUGCCAUAGUGAAUCAUUUCAAACCAUAUGGAAAUAUAUAUACAUACGGUAUAUGUUUUGUAUGAUAUUAUGAAACAAUAUUUUGUGGACACGUCAUUUUCCAAAGAUAUAUUUGUUGUAUUGCUUACUUACUGGUGUACACUCAAAUUUUAUUUAAUAGGAUUUUAGCCUCCUUUCAUAUUCAACUGUGAAUAUCACUCGUUUAGGUGUAAGCCACAAAUAAUAAAAGAGCCAAAGUCUUUGUAUUUUGUAUAUUUCAGUAUUUUAUAACAAAUAAAUAUUCACUAUUA
Molecule: messenger RNA, 2441 nt
Organism: Dicentrarchus labrax (European seabass)
Lineage: Eukaryota; Metazoa; Chordata; Actinopteri; Moronidae
Gene: ing5a
Product: inhibitor of growth family, member 5a
Exons: 8
Coding region: 598-1323 (241 amino acids)
Biological process (GO): positive regulation of DNA-templated transcription; positive regulation of apoptotic signaling pathway
Cellular component (GO): nucleus
Molecular function (GO): chromatin binding
Source: RefSeq, a predicted model, not a curated record